AAGUUUUUUCUUAACAAACUAGCAUGCUUUCUCCACAAGAAUCAGCUGGUCGGAGUGGCGUUGUGCUGUUUCCUUCUCAGAAGGAUUCUUAUGUUUCCCCACGAAUUGGUAUUGCUGUAGCAGCUCGGGAUUCUGAGAUCUACAGUCCUGGAAUUUCUCUUCUUGAGCUUGAGAAGAAGGAACGUAUAGAUGUUAAGGCUUUCUGCUCAGACGCCUCAUACUACAAGCUCUCAGCAGUGUUAAAUAUGACGUCGGACAGAACAAAGGUUAUUCAUCUCCAGCCAAACACUUUAUUCAUCAACAGGGUGGGUGUCAGCAUCUGUCUUCAGCAGUGCGAUUGUCAGACAGAAGAAUGGAUCAAUCCUUCUGAUCCUCCAAAGCUCUUUAGAUGGCAGUCUUCCACCAGGACUGAGUUGCUAAAAUUACGAGUGCAGGGAUAUGGAUGGAGCACACCAUUCAGUGUCUGUAGCGAAGGUGCAGUGCGUGUCCCUAUUGGAAGAGAAGAUGGGACUGAUCAAUUGCUGCUAAGAGUACAAGUCAGAAGCGGGACAAAGAACUCACGUUACGAAGUUAUUUUCAGGCCGAACUCUGUGUCCGGUCCUUACAGGAUCGAGAACCGUUCCAUGUUUCUUCCUAUUCGCUAUCGCCAAGUGGAUGGUGUCAGCGAGUCCUGGCAGUUUCUUCUUCCUAACGCGGCUGCUUCGUUUUAUUGGGAAAAUCUUGGUAGACGUCAUCUAUUUGAACUCCUUGUUGAUGGAAACGAUCCUUCUAAAUCAGAAAAAUACGAUAUUGAUCAAAUUGGUGAUCAUCCGCCACGAAGUGAGACUGGACCUACCAGAUCCAUACGAGUUACUAUUGUAAAGGAAGACAAAAGGAACGUUGUGAGAAUUAGUGACUGGAUGCCUGCAAUUGAGCCUACUUCCAGCAUAAACAGAAGACUUCCAUCAUCAUCUUUGUCGGAGUUAUCUGUAAAUGAGUCUCAGCAAUCUCAUCUUCUGGCCUCGGAAGAGUCCGAGUUUCAUGUGGUUGUUGAGCUCGCUGAGCUCGGAAUCUCCGUAAUCGAUCAUGCUCCAGAGGAAAUACUGUACAUGUCAGUGCAAAACCUCCUUGUGGCAUAUUCAACUGGCUUGGGCUCUGGGCUUAGCAGGUUCAAACUGAGGAUGCAAGGAAUACAAGUGGACAACCAAUUGCCAUUGGCUCCAAUGCCGGUUCUGUUCAGACCACAGAGAACUGGAGAUAAAGCUGAUAACAUUCUGAAGUUUUCGGUUACUUUGCAGUCAAAUGCUGGUCUCGAUCUCCGUGUCUUCCCGUAUAUAGGUUUCCAGGGACGUGAAAAUACGGCCUUUCUAAUUAACAUUCACGAACCUAUAAUCUGGCGCAUUCAUGAGAUGAUUCAGCAAGCCAACUUGAGUAGACUUUCAGAUUCUGGGUCGACAGCUGUAUCAGUUGAUCCAUUCAUUCAAAUCGGGGUUCUUAACAUCUCAGAAGUUAGAUUUAAAGUGUCCAUGGCCAUGUCCCCAAGUCAAAGGCCGAGGGGAGUUCUUGGAUUCUGGUCAUCCCUGAUGACUGCUCUUGGGAAUACCGAAAACAUGCCAGUACGCAUAAGUGAAAGAUUUAGUGAGAACAUAUCCAUGCGACAAAGUACUAUGAUCAAUAAUGCUAUUAGGAACGUAAAGAAAGACCUACUUGGCCAGCCUCUUCAGUUGCUCUCAGGUGUUGACAUUCUUGGCAAUGCAAGCAGCGCGCUUGGACAUAUGAGUCAAGGCAUAGCUGCAUUAUCAAUGGACAAAAAAUUCAUCCAAAGUCGACAGAGACAGGAGAGCAAAGGUGUUGAGGACUUUGGCGACAUUAUCAGAGAAGGAGGUGGAGCUCUAGCGAAGGGCCUGUUUAGAGGAGUCACAGGCAUAUUGACAAAGCCCCUCGAAGGUGCAAAGUCUUCUGGUGUCGAAGGCUUUGUAUCAGGUUUUGGGAAAGGAAUUAUUGGUGCUGCUGCCCAACCUGUGAGUGGAGUUCUGGAUCUUUUGUCGAAAACUACUGAAGGUGCAAAUGCCAUGAGGAUGAAGAUAGCAGCAGCCAUCACUUCAGAUGAACAACUUCUUCGCCGGAGACUUCCAAGAGCCGUUGGUGCUGAUAGCCUGCUUCGUCCAUACAAUGAAUACAGAGCACAGGGGCAGGUCAUAUUGCAGUUGGCAGAAUCUGGAUCAUUCCUUGGCCAGGUUGAUCUGUUCAAAGUACGUGGAAAGUUUGCAUUAACAGAUGCUUACGAAAGUCACUUCAUCCUACCGAAAGGAAAAGUUCUAAUGAUCACACAUCGAAGAGUGAUAUUACUACAACAACCCUCAAACAUAAUGGGUCAAAGAAAGUUUAUCCCGGCCAAAGAUGCGUGCUCUAUACAGUGGGACGUUCUAUGGACUGAUCUGGUAACCAUGGAACUGACUGACGGGAAAAGAGACCAACCUAACUCUCCACCUUCGCGUCUUAUUCUCUAUCUGAGAUCAAAGUCGCAUGAUUCAAAGGAUCUGAGAUCAAAGCUACAUGAUUCGAAGGAACAGUUCCAUAUUGUCAAAUGCAGUCCAAACACCAAGCAGGCCUUUGAGGUUUACUCAGCCAUCGAUCUAACCAUUAACUUGUACGGGCAAAAUGCUUCAAAGGGAUUGGUGAAAACCAAAGUGACAAGGCCGUACUCCCCGAUGUCUGAGAGUUCUUGGGCUGAAGGAGGUUCUCAACAAAUGCCAGCUUCAGUUGCACCAACUUCAACCUUUGGCACAAGCCCAACGACCAGCUCGAGUUAAGGUUUUAAGAUGUUUGAAUCUCCGAGCUCUGUCUCCUUCCAGUGUUCCCAUUUUCUUCCUGGUGGGCGAGAAAAAACACAGCUUUGGUCUAAAACAUACAUUUCAUUUUGCUCUAAUACUCAUGGUGUAGGAUUUUUGCAACAGUACCUUAGAAAUAUAAAAUAUGUUCGUGUAUAUAAAUGUCUGCAGUACAGACUUCUCAAACAUCAGACUCGUGUGGAUCAACACAUGUAUACGACGCCACGUGUUGCCUUAUACUCCCUCUGUUUUUUAAAGAUGGAUGUUCUAGAGAAAUAUUUUGUUUCCAAAA
This is a messenger RNA of Brassica napus (rape), 3102 nucleotides long. RefSeq names its product intermembrane lipid transfer protein vps13A-like. Gene Ontology annotation, molecular function: hydrolase activity. The transcript is spliced from 13 exons. Gene Ontology annotation, biological process: protein retention in Golgi apparatus; protein targeting to vacuole. Bases 24 to 2792 code for a protein of 922 amino acids. Lineage: Eukaryota; Viridiplantae; Streptophyta; Magnoliopsida; Brassicales; Brassicaceae. The record is from RefSeq and is a predicted model, not a curated record. Gene Ontology annotation, cellular component: extrinsic component of membrane.